Phragmites australis (common reed) is the source of this 1085-nucleotide messenger RNA. Its product is annotated as ras-related protein RABF1-like. The transcript is spliced from 8 exons. Bases 201 to 803 code for a protein of 200 amino acids. The record is from RefSeq and is a predicted model, not a curated record. NCBI's taxonomy places the organism in Eukaryota, Viridiplantae, Streptophyta, Magnoliopsida, Poales, Poaceae. Gene Ontology annotation, molecular function: GTPase activity; GTP binding.
CAGCGAAGCGUCCGGUCGCGCGUGCAUCAGAAGAGACAAGAGAGGUCAGAGACUCAGAGCCCAGACGGACCAACGAGGCGAACCGCGAGCGACCCGAAGGCAGGCCAAGGCCCGAUCCGCCCUCCCCCCUCCCUGCCGGCCGCCGCUUGCCGCCUUCGUGCCCCGGUGCCUUACCCGGACGCCGGCGGACAGCGUGAGCUAUGGGUUGCUCCUCCUCCGUGCCAGCGAGAAGUACAGGAGGACUGAACAAUAUCAACAACGAUAGCUCUUCUGCCACUGAUUCCAAGGACUUGCGUGCUAAGUUGGUAUUGCUGGGAGACUCGGGUGUUGGGAAAAGCUGCAUUGUUCUUCGCUAUGUUCGUGGUCAGUUUGAUCCUACUUCCAAGGUAACUGUUGGUGCAUCUUUUUUAUCGCAAACAUUGGCACUGGAAGACUCAACAAUAGUGAAGUUUGAAAUUUGGGAUACUGCUGGGCAGGAGAGGUAUGCUGCCUUGGCACCACUUUACUACAGAGGAGCUGCUGCUGCAAUUGUUGUCUAUGACAUAACCAGUCCAGAAUCAUUUAGCAAAGCACAAUACUGGGUAAAGGAACUUCAGAAACAUGGUAGUCCUGGAAUUGUAAUGGUUUUGGUUGGUAAUAAGGCUGAUCUACAUGAAAAUCGAAGUGUAUCUUACCAGGAUGCACAAGAGUACGCAGAGAAGAACAAUAUGUUUUUCAUUGAGACGUCAGCAAAGACAGCUGAUAAUAUAAACCAACUGUUUGAGGAAAUUGCAAAGAGGUUGCCCAGGCCAACGGCGUCUUGACAAACACUUGUGGCGUGUAUCGAAGAGCCACCCAAAUACUAGUUUGCGCCAUGUAAUGCUUGUAAUAUUUCAGGUUGGCCCAUAUUUAUGGGCGUUGUGUGGACGAUUGGCGCUCAUGUAAAGCUUAUUUCAUUGUGUUAAUCGUGGAUAACCUUUUGUGUUGAAUAUCCUUAGAUGGUUCAACUAUUUGUAAUCUAACGACGAAGUUGCUGCGCAAAUUUGGCAUGUUAGAGGACAAAUUUCAUGUAAACCAAUACUUGGGUAGUUACAAAACUUUAGGUA